Molecule: messenger RNA, 571 nt
Organism: Drosophila navojoa
Lineage: Eukaryota; Metazoa; Arthropoda; Insecta; Diptera; Drosophilidae
Source: RefSeq, a predicted model, not a curated record
UGAACGAAUCAAAAUUACUAACAAAAAAUUAAUUCUGGCUACCUGUGUGAAGAGUGAAUUACAUUACUAAUUGAAAGCGAAUAUGUCGGAAACAUUUGCAAAGGUCGUCUACGGCACCGUGCUGCUGGCGAUGAUAUUGCAAACGCCUAGGGUGUCCAUUGUAAUCACAUACGAUCCGAACCGCUCUUAUCACUUCAAUGCCGGGGUCAACGGGAUCCGGUCGAGUUUUCUGGUCGCCGCACUCUUCACUAUGAUGGCCGUGCUGCCCGUUCGCGAGUUCAGUGGCUUCAUUAAGCCAGGCAAAAAACUGUUCCUGAUGCUAAUCUUUCCGUGGGUAUCCACCUGCUGUAUGAUGUUUGUCUCCAACUCAGUGCUGCUGCUGAGGAUCACGGAACGAAUGCUGGUUCAGAACUCCUGGAACUGUUUCGCCAAGGCUCUGCUGGCCUAUUGCGCUCUUUUCGGAUUCGCCACGGAACAGAUGCUGCACUGGUACUCCAUCUAUCAAUACCAUAACUGGCAACACGCCAUCCAUGAAAAGUCCCCAGCUGAAUAAGCCUGUCCCUGAUGUGUU